UUUAAAUAUAGCAACCAAGCUUCAAUUGCUCUCUCCCCCCUCACAGGCAUAGCCACUCUUCCUUGUUUUUCCUUUGUGUUGAUAGCGGCGAGUCAUGUCGGGUUAUUAUUAUUACGCUGGUCAAGCGGAUCGGUACGAGGCGCACUAUCUCGAUGCCUGCUCUCUUUGUCGCAAACCGCUUCGCGAUUCCGAUAUUUUCAUGUACAGAGGGAAUACGCCGUUUUGCAGCAAAGAGUGUAGACAAGAACAGAUGGAGAUGGAUGAAGCAAGAGAAAAGAACUGGAAAUCGGGUAGAUCUCUUAGAAAAUCAGAUGCCCAGAACUCCACUCCUAACAAAGCUGUACGGACCGGCACGGUUGCUGUGGCCUAAUCCCAUCAUCUUGCUUUUUUUAGCAGACUGAUGUAUCAAUUUUGAGUGAAAAAAAAAGAUGUUAAAAAGAUUUAUCAUUUGUGUUAAUGCUGAAGUUUUGAUGGAGUGAAGUUUCCAAGGCACUUCUUUCCGUACCCGUGCCUGUUUUCUAAGAUCAAAAAGGGGGAAAGGGCAAAGUACUUGAACGAUUGAUUAGAGUGUGGAACUAAUACAUAACAAUAUAUGCUAAACCUAAGCAGGAUGAAUGUGAACAUGUAUGAAGGAUAUAUUCAGUGUUGAGGUGUGCCUGCUUUAUUUUAUUUA
Molecule: messenger RNA, 673 nt
Organism: Gossypium raimondii (Peruvian cotton)
Lineage: Eukaryota; Viridiplantae; Streptophyta; Magnoliopsida; Malvales; Malvaceae
Exons: 2
Coding region: 95-370 (91 amino acids)
Biological process (GO): regulation of DNA-templated transcription
Molecular function (GO): zinc ion binding
Source: RefSeq, a predicted model, not a curated record